This is a messenger RNA of Parus major (Great Tit), 2149 nucleotides long. RefSeq names its product deleted in malignant brain tumors 1 protein-like. Gene Ontology annotation, cellular component: cell surface. The record is from RefSeq and is a predicted model, not a curated record. Lineage: Eukaryota; Metazoa; Chordata; Aves; Passeriformes; Paridae. The transcript is spliced from 6 exons. The annotation marks the transcript as partial.
AACACCACAGCACCAGCUCCCGCCACAACCCAGGUGUCCAGCCCAGCGCUGGUGACCACCACAACGACAACGGCUACCACAGCACAGAGCAGCAGCCCAGCACCUUAUUUUUGUGGUGGCUCAGUCUCAGAUUCCUCUGGGGUGCUGCAGAGUCCCAACUAUCCUGGAAAUUAUCCGAACGACGCUGACUGUGUAUGGGAAAUUCAAGUACGGAACAAUUUCCGUGUAACGCUCACAUUUAGAGACAUUGUGAUGCAAAGCGGGACGUGCCAGCAUGACUACAUUGAAGUCUAUGAUGGACCUGUCCACUCUUCCCCUCUUCUUGGGAGAUUCUGUUCUGGUUCCUUUCCCACAUACGUGUCCUCUUCAAACAUGAUGAGUGUUUGCUUCCACAGCGACUCCAGAUACUCCUUCAGAGGGUUUCAGGCUCACUACUCCUCCAUUCCAGCAAGUCACAACACCACCAUUCAGUGCUUGCCAGACUACAUGCACGUGGUGGUCAGCAGACGCUACCUCCAGUCUCAGGGCUACUCAGCACGGAGUGUCACCCUGAGCGACAACCGCUGCAGACCGACUGUCACGGCACGGGAGGUUGUGUUCAACAUUCCCUACAGCGGCUGUGGGACCGUACAAGAGGAGAACAACGACACAAUCAACUACUCCAACACCAUCAGGGUUGCAUCUUCCGGGUACAUCAUCAAGAGGAAAAAGAACAUCAACUUGCAUGUCAGCUGCAAGAUGCUGAGGAAGAGCUGGCAGCAGGUGAUGUACGCUGCUGAGGACACUGUGGAUGUGGACGAGUACCAGUUUGGAAGAUACGACAUGAACAUCACCUUCUACGAUUCCCCGGCGUUCCUGCGGCAAGUGCGCAGCUCUCCCUACUACAUCGACCUCAACCAAAACCUGUACCUCCAGGCUUGUCUCCACAGCUCGGACCCAAACCUGAAGGUGGUCGUGGACACGUGUGUGGCAUCCCCUGACCCUCGUGAUUUUAACACACAGGCCUAUUACUUAGUCAGGAAUGGGUGUCCCAGAGAUUCUUCCUAUGCCACAUACUUCUCCCCUUCCAGCCACUUUGCUCGGUUCAAAUUCAAUGCCUUUGAGUUCAUGAGCCGGCAGCCGUCGGUGUACCUCAAGUGCCAGAUGCUGGUCUGCAGGCUCGGGGACCGCUCCUCCCGCUGCUACCGGGGCUGCAGCUCCAGGGCCAAGAGAGACACCAGCUCUGCUGAGGAACCCGUGGAAGUGGUGGUUGGGCCCCUUCAGCUCCGAGAAGGGGAUGCUCCGAGGGGGAACACCGGGAAGGACCAGUAAAUUUCUCUCACGUUCGCUCUAGGAUGACCAACGGGCCUCGAGAAAAGGCACAGCUCUGUCGCCUGUCACUGAAAUCUGCUUUUGACAACUUUGCCCUAAAAAGGAUCAACACUUUGCAAGCUUCUGCUUUCACCCUUUUCAAUUUUAUUUUUUAAAGGUGUAACUUCUCUGGCUGUCCCAAAGGAGAGUUGCCUGUAAUCCCUUUUAGUGCUAUAACUCCUUGAAUUGUGCUAAUUAGCUCCAGUCUGAUUGUGAAUUUGAUGGCACUUGGGGAUAUUUUUUGUUGGUGGACUUAUCUGUGCUAGUUUAAUGGCAGGACUCGAUAACCUUAAAGGUCUUUUCUAACCUAAAUGAUCCCAUGAUUCCAUGAUAGCCAUCUGGGAGCAAAUUCCCAGCUUUCCUGAGAAAUAUUUCAUUCCCUCAGUUGUUUCUGCUUAUGAAGUUUACUUAGUUGAGUUGUUAUCCCUGCUAAUAUGAAGCCUGUCCAAAUAGUUGAAAGCAAUGAAUCUGUGAGUUUGCUUAUUUCUGACUUUGAUCUGGGAGCCAUCCCUUUAAUACUGGAGAUCUUUGUGCCUUGAUCUUCAAUAUGCUGAAAUCAAACCCUAAAAACUUUCACUCAUAGGGCUGGGCUCCUCUAGCAACCAGAAUUGUGGCUAUACAAUAUUCUAAUUGAGUAUUGCUUCUAGUGCUAUAUUUCUUAUUGAAACAAUAAUGGGUCUGUGCUUAUUUAUAAAAUGCAGAGAUUUCCAAGCUAAAAUUAAUCUGUUCUGUGAGCAGUAUAAUUUAUAAUCGAAAGAAGGAAUGUUUACAAAGCAAUAAAUCUAUUUUGACUCUCAAA